Ichthyophthirius multifiliis is the source of this 993-nucleotide messenger RNA. Its product is annotated as retinitis pigmentosa 2, putative. Gene Ontology annotation, molecular function: GTPase activator activity. Lineage: Eukaryota; Ciliophora; Oligohymenophorea; Hymenostomatida. The record is from RefSeq and is a predicted model, not a curated record. The transcript is spliced from 7 exons. Gene Ontology annotation, cellular component: periciliary membrane compartment; cilium. Gene Ontology annotation, biological process: post-Golgi vesicle-mediated transport.
AUGAAAAAAGAUAAAUCUAAUUUUUAUUUUAGAAGAAAAGAAAAUCAGACAUUAUAAAAACUACCUGGAAGUUUAAAUGGUUCUGACUUUGCUAUAUCUAAUUGUAUUAAUUGCGAAAUAUACAUAUUUGAUUAUUUAGCACAAGUAUUUGUUGAUGAUUGUAAAAAUUGCAAAGUAUACAUAGGUCCAACGAAAGGUUCUAUAUUUGUGCGUGAUUGUUAAGAUAUUUAAUUACAUUCUUCUUCUGCCCAAUUAAGAAUAUCUGAUAGUAAAAAUAUUUCUGCUUUAAUAUAUUCAUAAAGUGAUCCUACAUUAGAAAAUACAUCUGGUCUAAUUUUGGGCCCUUAUAAUUUCAUAUAUCCUGGAUUUAAAGAACAUUUUUAAUUAUCAGAGCUUAGACCAGGUUUUUUAUUUAAAAAUAUACAAAAUAUUUUAUAAAUAAAUGUAGAUGAAGAUAAAUGGAGCUAAGUUUUCGAUUUUACUCCAAAUUCUUCAUGUAAAAAUUGGGAUUUAUUACCUCCUAAUUAAUACCCAGGAAUAAUAAUUAAAGAAAUUGAAGGAGUUGAAGGUUCAUUAGAAAAUCCUAUUCCUAUUCCUAAAAUAUAUGGAGGAGACUCCGAUAUAUAAAUCGUUUUGGGAAGCCAAGGUUCUCAAAACAUAGGAGAUAUGAUGAGUUUUAAUAUAAAUACUAGUUAAUAAUAAGCAUAAUAGGUUGUUGAGUAAUAAGAAUAAAUUUAAGUAGAAGAAUAAUAAUAAUAAGAAAUGACGAAAAAUAAGCCAAAGAAUAGAAAAGACAAAGAGCUAAAGAAUAUUUAUUAUAAUUUAAAUAAAGAAAUAUAUUAGUAGAACAAAUAAAAAGCUACAAAUAAAGAAGACAAUGUAUGGGAAAAAGUAAUAAAAAAUAUAGCUUUGAAGUCAGGAGAAUAUUAAGGAAAAACAGAUGUAUCAAGAAUGCGUUAAGCAAUUUUAAAUAAAAGAUUAGAUUUAAAAUGA